Molecule: messenger RNA, 1020 nt
Organism: Orbilia oligospora ATCC 24927
Lineage: Eukaryota; Fungi; Ascomycota; Orbiliomycetes; Orbiliales; Orbiliaceae
Exons: 2
Coding region: 1-1020 (339 amino acids)
Cellular component (GO): nucleus; cytoplasm
Molecular function (GO): heat shock protein binding
Source: RefSeq, a predicted model, not a curated record
AUGUCGUCGGAAGAUAUUGCCAUCGAUGCUCCUCCUACCGAUAUAAACCCCUACGAAGUUCUUUCAGUCCCUAAAACCGCCACGGACGCCGAGAUCCGUACCGCAUACCGCAAGCUCGCGCUCAAAACACAUCCUGACAAGGCUGCGCCGGAAAACAAAGCUACCGCUCAUGCCGAAUUCCAAAAGAUCGCGUUUGCGUAUGCGGUGCUUAGCGAUGAAAAACGACGGGCGAGAUAUGAUCGUACAGGCAGGACCGACGAGAAGGUGUUGAACGGCGAUGACGUUGAUGAUGAGGACUUUGAUUGGGAGAGCUUUUAUAAGGAGAUGUGGGCGGAUGUUGUUACCGGUGAUACUUUGACUGAGUUUAAGAAGACAUAUCAGGGAUCUGAUGAGGAGCGAGAAGAUUUACUCGCAAUCUUUGAAGAAGUUGAAGGUGAUAUGGAUAAACUCUUUGAAAACGUUAUGCUUUCGGACCCACUUGCCGACGAAGACCGUUUCCGCAAAAUAAUCGAUGCCGCUAUCAAGGCCGGCGAAGUCGAGGGGUACCCCGCGUAUGUCAAUGAAACGAAGAAGACCAAACAAGCGAGGAAGAAGAACGCAGAAAAGGAGAGUAAAGAAGCCAUGGAUUAUGCGAAGAAGCUAGGAGUUUACGACAAAUUAUUUGGAAAGGACGAGAACCAACCAGAUGUCGAGGAAGUUGAUGAUGAAGAACCUGCCCCAUCAGCCCGUGGGAAGAAGAAGAAGGCCGUCACGACUAAGAAAAAGAAGGGAGGCAACCCGGAAGAUGAUCCCAACCACCCAUUGGCGGCUCUGAUCCGCAGCCGUCAAAAGGACAGGGGAGUCCGGGCUACCGACUUCUUUGAUAAUCUAGAAGCCAAGUAUGGCCAACCAGCGGCGAAGAAAGGGAGAAAGAGAGUCAGCGCAGAGCCAGAACCAUCUGAAGAAGAUUUCUUAGCUGCCCAGGCUCGCCUAAAUGGGAAUGGGGGUGGGUCUGGAAGGAACAAGAGAACUCGGAGAUAA